Dracunculus medinensis (Guinea worm) is the source of this 633-nucleotide messenger RNA. NCBI's taxonomy places the organism in Eukaryota, Metazoa, Nematoda, Chromadorea, Rhabditida, Dracunculidae. The record is from the annotation of a GenBank genome assembly.
AUGGCAUCAUUAAUUCAUCGAAGGGGGUUGUCGACGACUGCACGAAUAUGUGAAGUGAUUAAAGUACCAGUAAAGGUGCAUGGUAUCGAAGGUCGCUAUGCUGCUGCUUUAUAUACUUCUGCAAUGAAGCAGAAAAAAUUGGACGUUAUUGAAAAAGAUAUACAAUCCUUCAAAAAAGUCCUAGAAACUAAUGAAAAGUUUAAGAUGCUGGCUGUGGAUCCAACGAUAAAUCCUCAAAAAAAGACUACAAUAAUACAAAAUGAAAUGGCGAAUCGUAUCUUCAAAUUUUAUUGGAAAAAAAAAAUUUUUCUUUCAGUGUUAUUGGCUGAGAAUGGUCGAUUAGCGAAAGUGCAAGAUAUUAUCAAAGGUUUCGAAGAGAUAAUGAAAGCCCAUCGUGGAGAUUUGUUUGUCGAAGUCAUUGUUGCAGAACCAUUAAGCAAAAAACAUGAAGAUGCAAUAAACGAUGUGAUAAGAAAAUUCUCGAAGACAGGACAGAAUUGUAAAGUAACUUAUAAGGUUAAACCUACGAUUAUCGGCGGUUUCAUGAUGACGAUCGGUGAUAAACAUGUUGACAUGAGCUUAUUAACACAAGUUAAACAACUUGAACAAUCUUUGCAACAAGUAGCUUUUUAA